Molecule: messenger RNA, 1382 nt
Organism: Cucurbita maxima (winter squash)
Lineage: Eukaryota; Viridiplantae; Streptophyta; Magnoliopsida; Cucurbitales; Cucurbitaceae
Product: chromatin remodeling protein EBS-like
Exons: 6
Coding region: 281-931 (216 amino acids)
Molecular function (GO): chromatin binding
Source: RefSeq, a predicted model, not a curated record
UCUUCUCCUUCUUCGUCCUUCUUUCUCUCUCUUCAGGCUUCACCUUCUACGUUUAGGGUUUCUGGGUGUGGAAGGAACUCAGUCCAGUGUUCUUAAUUUUCUCGAUUUGCGCUCAAUAAUCGCAAUCCAUGAGAGAAAUCUGAUCCUUUUUCAACUCGCAUUCUCCUUGCGAGUCUGCUUUGCUCUGUCUUCUUUCUCAAUCUCGUAGUUUUUUUUUGUUUUUAAUCUUCUGUAGCGUUGCGACUUGAACAGUAUCUUAGAUUAUUAGCGGGGUUAAUUCAUGGCCAAGACUAAACCAGGGAAGAAAGAUCUUGAUUCAUACACCAUCAAAGGCACCAACAAAAUUGUUCGACCUGGUGAUUGUGUGUUAAUGCGACCGUCCGACUCCGAUAAGCCUCCAUACGUUGCUCGUGUUGAGAAAAUUGAAGCUGAUCAUCGCAACAAUGUGAAGGUUCGGGUUCGGUGGUAUUAUCGGCCGGAAGAAUCAAUUGGAGGACGAAGGCAGUUCCAUGGUGCUAAAGAGCUUUUUCUCUCGGACCAUUUUGAUGUUCAGAGUGCUCACACUAUAGAGGGAAAAUGCACGGUGCACUCUUUUAAAAAUUAUACCAAACUUGAUAAUGUUGGUGCAGAGGACUACUUUUGCAGAUUCGAGUACAAGGCUGCCACUGGCGGUUUCACACCAGACCGUGUAGCUGUGUAUUGUAAAUGUGAGAUGCCAUACAACCCAGAUGACCUUAUGGUUCAGUGUGAGGGAUGCAAAGAUUGGUUUCAUCCAUCAUGCAUGGGAAUGACCAUUGACGAAGCAAAGAAGUUGGAUAACUUUUUGUGUUCAGAUUGUUCCUCAGAAAAUGAUGCGAAAAGGUCCUCGAAUGCAUUUCCAGUAUCACCUUCUGCUGAGGCUAAGGUGGAACCAAAGCGUCGGAAGAGAUGAUUGGCUGAUGAAGGUUCAUGGAAGUGACAAGGAGGUGGUGCUUGGAUCUUGAAGCCAGAAGAGUAUGGAGGCUGGUUGGUUCGUCCAUGGCAGCUAUAAAGUCUUGCUAACUUUGUGACUGUGUUUGGACAAUGCACCAAAGCUUGCUUCUUCCUUCUGAUCUGAUCACCAUGUUCCUCUUCUAGAUAAGAUUGGCCAUGGUCAUGAAGCAUUUUCUAGGUAAAAUGGUGCACUGGACAGAUUUGAUUAUGUUGUUGACUUCCAUUUCCAGGCAAUGCUGCCGUUAUAUAGCCGCCAUUGAGCUCUGAAAUUCCUCACCAACUUUGAUAGCACAUUCUCAUUCUCUAUUUAUGAUCUCUCACCCCCAAUUCUCACCAUCCAAAGAAACUUGGUGAAUAUUCGAGUAAGAACAUGAAUUUAAUUCGUUCUUCUAUGGGUAAAUUUUAUAUAU